This is a messenger RNA of Malaya genurostris, 9666 nucleotides long. Its product is annotated as netrin receptor unc-5-like. Gene Ontology annotation, molecular function: netrin receptor activity; protein binding. The record is from RefSeq and is a predicted model, not a curated record. Gene Ontology annotation, cellular component: membrane. The transcript is spliced from 13 exons. Gene Ontology annotation, biological process: netrin-activated signaling pathway; motor neuron axon guidance. Lineage: Eukaryota; Metazoa; Arthropoda; Insecta; Diptera; Culicidae. Bases 2998 to 6495 code for a protein of 1165 amino acids.
CUCUCUUCGGAGUUACGUCGGGUGUUAGCGCGUUAGGACGGUGGGAUUCACGAUACCUUUGGUCGCGAUCUUCUCCAAGAGAUUCCUUGGAUUUCCUGGACUGUAAUUAUAGUGCCGCCGCGCGCGUGUGAUUAUUACAAGUGGCUCACGAAUCGCGCAGAUCAAGAGCUUAAAUUUGUAUGAAGUUGGUGCUAAUUACCGUGUUUGGAAGAAACUGGGGCAAGUGUGAGUUUCGCUUCGAUCUGGAAGCAGCAUACAUGAAGACACCGGUGUUUUUCGAGUUGGCCGUGAAUCGAGUUCAAUAGUAUGGUUGAUGAUUCGCGUGCUUUUCUGGCUCGCGCGGUACACGGAAGACCAGCAAACAACAGUGAAAAGUGGAUGGGAUAAGAAAAAAUAAAACGAACGCAACUGGCAAAGGUGGGAAAUUAUCGGUUCAUUUAUCGUGAUUAUAACCGGGGCGCGCGAUGUAUUGAGACGGUCCGGUCGCCCGCCCGCCCGCCAAAAGGAGCCUUUAUCGGGGAAGACAAAGUGCACAGCGAGGAAGAGGCCACGAUAACCGUUGGCCAAGUGUGUCUUCGUUCUACUGGGUUCGCGUUUAAGUGUGUUUGAACAACCGAACGAAGCCCGGUCAAUUUAUGCGCCUCCGAUAAAAUCGCAGGUUUCACCCGACUGCCGACUGUUGGCGGUGUGCCCUAUGGUUAGCAAUUCCCAGGAAAUCUAUAGUCGAUUAACGCCGGUUUAUACACUAACUAGCGGCUCUUCCAUUCGGCCAUGCGUUCGCUGCAUUGAUUGAAGAGUCUCGAUAAUUAUGAUAAAUUAGUGGGAGGUCCGCUUCGUGGAAAACGACGGUGUCCCUGAACGGGAUCUCGAAUAAAACAGAAAUAAAGGGUGGCCUAAUAGCCGUGGAUGAUGAUUUAGUGAGCUUACGUGAUUGUUUCGUUUGUGUAGAAGAAGAAAGUGAUUAGAGAGUCAAAAAGCUGAGCAAACAGUGGCUCAACAAAAAGAGAGGACUGUGUCAACAAGUGGAAGCAAACAGAAAAGGAUUAAGAAGCGUUAAAGUCGACGGUGAAGUGUGAUUUUCUUGCCUUUAGCUGUACCCAUGUGAAAAAGGAUCUCUUGAAACAAAAGUGUGUCGCCUGGUAUAUGUGCUCGGUACGUGUUUCCUAGCGGGAUCGAGUGAACAUAAAGAGGGAAGAAAAAAAACAACCGGGAGUUUUAAUAGACGGCCCUGGCAGUGCGACAACGACGGUGAGGCAAACAUUUUAAUUUAUUGUCAUCAGAAGGAUAAUACGACCGACGAAGCACCGACUAAAGGACGAAGUCAACCUGUCUGUCGUUGGAAGAAUAAAAGCAAGCAUUCCGUUUCGCGUGGAGAUAAAACCAAAGUAGGACACAUGUUUUUGACUUCGGGAUAAGGAGCAAUUUGACUUAACCACGGUAUCACCUGGUUCUCAAAUCCAAAUGGAGAAAAAAAGCACUUCUCCGCUGUUAGCUGCUAGCUGCUACCUGGAGGCGCUCUAGCGCUGCUCGCGAUGAUACGAUGCUGGUUGUGAUUGUGUAACAAGGGUGGAACGACAACAACAGCAACAGCAGCAACGGCUUCGCUUUCGACCGUCCUUCGCAGUCGGUUCAGUCUUCGGCGCGAAUGCGAUGCAAUCGGUCGGGUCCGGGAGUGAGUGUGAAUGCAGCAGAGGAAGAAAGUCUGCUCGUGGUACAACGGCGACGACGACGACGACGACAACGACGACAUCGACGGCGUCGAUGGUGGCAGCAAACACGACAUCAACAACGACGGAACGGGCCAUCACGGUACGUUUCGAAGUGUAAUAUGUUACGGCGUGUCCUGGCGUAGCCCGGGUUGGUCGAAGUACGACUAUUUUUUUAUGGCCGGAAGUGCCGUUGUGUGUCGGUGGAAAAUUUAUAAGAGUGCUGUUUCAAUUUGUGAGCGAAUGAAGCGAAUGGAUGUGAAGUGAAAAUCUUUUUUUUUUGUCCAAAAGGGGGGAAAACGUGUCGCAGCCUCCGUGUAUCGUUCUCGAUUAACGUACGUGGACGGAUGCAUGCAGUGACUGGUGAAAAACGACCGAAGAAAAGUGGUAUGUUUUUGUGUAGAGCCGGUCGGAUGAAUAGUUUUGUGUGCUGGAGCCAGUCUCCCUUCAGAGGGCAAUUUCCUAAGCUAACCGAUCGCAUUUAGUGUGGCCCAGCAUAAUGUGGUAAGGUGUGGGAACCGUGGUUUCCUCUCAAUUUCAUCAACGUUCUUAGCUAGUACCUUGUCCUAGCUAGUAAUAGCAGAAGUGGAAAAGUCAGUGCUCGUGGAGUGGAGGAGAAACGAAGAAUAGCGAGUGUAAUUAAAAAUUUAUUGAAAAAAUCUUAAUUAGAAAACACCAGAGGUGGAAGUGUGUAACGAGAAGAAUUAUUUGUCUUGGUGGUUCGAGAAAGCGGCAAAACUACAAGGACGACUUCCGGUGGAUGCUGAUACGAGAUUGUUGCAGCGGAGUAACGUCGACUAUAUCAGCAGUGGCAGCAACAGCAAUCGGAACAAUACGAUUGUUUCUUUUCCACUAACGUCACCAUUCUGAAUGGAAUUGCGGUGAUUGCCACCCGUCAAGACCUACUGCUGACGUAUCGUACGACAUCGCGGUGAUUCCGUCUACCACAGAAGCAUCGCACCGCACCGGUUCUGCGAUUACGUUAGCAGUGUAGUGCUGGAACCAUUCAUUAUUGUUCCGCACACUGAUGUAUUGUUACAGUAAAGAACCGAGAUUGUGUCCCGUACAUACACGUGCACAUAACUCUUUUCCUGGAACGGUGUAUCCUGAUUUUUUCCAUCGUUCCGUUCAACAGUUCCUGUGCAAUCCACACACCCUCACCGAAAGCUAGGUGGGAAAGCGAGUUCCAAUGACUGUAUGAGGCAGCUAAGCAACUCUGCCGGCGAGCAACGAGACGACAGACCUAAAGCCUUUAUUCUGAUCCAGAAGCGUGGAAACGAAGGCAGAUAACAUGAGCAUAAAUAAAGUAACGCUGUUUCAAUUAUUUAUUAUCGUGCUCUCAGUUGCAGUCGUAAUUGGCUCCAAAGUGAAUAAAGAGCGCCAGUUGAGACAGCAGCAGCAAAAGUUCCUGAGCGGUGGUGGUUCCGCGUCGGCCACCAACGGCGAAGACAAAGGUCACCAAAGCAGUGCUGCUGAAGACCCUAUCGAUUUCGGUUACAUAUCCGAUUCGCAGGGACUUCCGACCAAAUUCGGCGAUGAGGACGAUGUGGUGUUUGCAAAGAAGCACAACGAAAGUGGAGCAAAUCACCCACUUCUCCCGGGAGUCAGCAGCAGUGGCACUGACAGCGGGCAAAACUCUCCGGUUUCGAAUGUUAAGCCGCUACUAGGUCACGGCAGUGAUUACGAUUAUGAUUAUGAGGAGGAACUGGAUCAUCCAGAUGAUAACGAUAGUCGUGACAAGGAUAUCGGUGGCGGUAGUAAUCGAAACCAUGAUUUAGGAGAUUACACCGAUGGUUUUGACGUGGAUGCGAUAGAUCAAAUUGAAAGUUUCGGAGAAGGAAGCGAUACGACCAGUUCGCUUCCGGUAUUUUUAGUUGAACCACAGAGCACUUAUGUGAUAAAGAAUCGACCUGCGGUGUUGCAGUGCAAAGCAUCGCAUGCCUUUCAGAUCUCGUUCAAAUGCAGCGGCGGCAACAAGCCUCCACUGACGACGCUGGAGACGCACGUGGACCCCCACACUGGAGUUCAGCUGCAGGAAGCCACCACCACCAUCACCCGCGAACUGGUCGACGAGUUCUUCGGCCGGGGUCCGUUCAAGUGCGACUGCCAUGCCAGAUCGUCGCGAGGUGUCGUUCGGACCCAACCGGCCACCAUCCAAGUCGCAUAUAUCAAGAGGCAAAUCAGCAUCACGCCAAAGUCGGUCCGUGUCGAGUUGGGUGGUCGAGCGGAGAUCAUUUGCAGUGUGAACGCCACCCCGGUUGCCAAGAUCAGCUGGCACAAAAAUGGCAUCCCCCUGGUCGCCAAUCCGCCGGUUGUGAUCACCGUCGAGGAUAAAGUACUGAUCGCCCACGUAACGAUGCAGGACAUGGCAAAUUAUACAUGUGUAGCGGAGAACAUUGCCGGCAAGCGUGUUUCGGAUCCCGUCAGUCUCACUGUCUACGUCGACGGAGGCUGGAGCUCGUGGGGCCCCUGGACCGACUGCAAAUGCCCGGGUCAUCCGAAGCAAGGUCAGAAGCGAUCCCGGGUGUGCAACAAUCCGCUACCGCUGAACAGUGGCGCACCCUGCGUUGGCCACAACACCGAAACCACUCCGGACUGUCUUCCCUGUACAGCCGGCCGUUGGUCGUCCUGGUCCGAGUGGAGCGAGUGUGCCCCGGACUGUACCCAGACGCGUCAUCGGUCCUGCAUCGGAGGGCCCAUCGUUGCCUCGUCCUCGGCGGCGGCCGCCCUGGUGGCCAAUUCAUCCACCGGCAGCAACGACAAACAAUCGUACGAUUCGAGUACCAUCAAUUGCGUCGGCAAGAGUCUACAGUCGGCCAAAUGUAGCGGAGGGGCCUGCAACUACAGCGUUCAAGGUUCCAACUGGACCAUUUACCUAGGCUUGGCUCUAACAGCAGCAAUCUGCAUAGCGAUCGGGGCCGGAUUGACGCGAAUCGCCCGUCGAAAGAAGACCAUUCCUGCGUACAACCUUGCUAGAUCAGAAAUGCCAUCCGAGUACUUCCCGACCGAAAGCAAGAAGCUAACCCAUUUUCAGCCCGAUUUGACGCAGAAUACGGUGGCCAUAAAUUACGAGUAUCCCCUGACACCGCACCACCACAGCCAGCCGACGUCGCAGCAUCAUCUGCUCCAGCAUCAGCAGCAACAAUCACAGCAUCACGGAAUGCUCGCGGGACAGCAGUCAUCACAUCCAGCGGGCGGAGGCGCAAUCGGCCCAGGACAUCAGCAGAGCAAUUCACUGAAAAACUCUGUGCCAUUCCCCCGGUCCAACUCCGAGCAUCACUACGAUGUACCGCACUUGUGCAAUAACUACAUGUACCCGCUAGACAAAAUCAGCAUCAAUGAAUCAUACUCGUCGUCCAGUUAUUCGAAACGUGUCUGCAGCGUAGAAUCCCUGGCCACAUCAACCAACACAUCUGGAGAAUCCAACUACGACCAUGCGGUAGUUGCCAAUUCAGCACUUUCGGCAUCAACCCUUGAUCAGCCAGCAGCCGGAUUUCGUACUACCGAUUGCACCCAAAUGACAUUAACACUGGCCGGGGCACUGAUGCGGCUCAACACCUACUCCGUUGCCCUGCUGGUCCCCGAAGGAGCCGCUUCGAAGCAUCAGAAGCAAAACAUAGUCCUGUCGAUCGUGAAAGAUGAUAAGUUUUCGAUCCAAAGUCAGGGUUCCAAAAUAACCUGCCUCAGUCCGGUUGUGUGCUGUGGACCCCCGGACACCAAAAUACACAAAUCGAUCGUAUUGAAGGUGCCUCACUGUGCGGAGAAUUUGUCCAACUGGCAGUUCUCAUUGUACCACUCGCCGGACAGCGCGACCCGGUGGAGUGAAGUAGUUACCCUCGGUAAGGAGAACAUCAACACUCCGGCCUUCGUGCAGAUCGAUAAACGGUACGCAUACAUCUUGGCAGAGGCAUUCGGCAAGUAUGUGUUGGUAGGAGAAUCUGCCAACGAUAUACAAGAAAGAGUGGCAUGCAAGAAACUGCGAAUGUUCAUCUGCGGACCUUCGACCGUACCGGAGUUCUCGGACGUUAGUAUACGAAUCUACAUCGUGGAGGAUAAUCCGGGAGCGGAGGAACGAUGUCGAUACUGUGAACAGGAAAUUGGGGGAGUCGUACUUGGAAAAAGUUCGGUACUCUAUUUCUCGGACAAUAGUCAAGAUCUGUGUAUAGAUAUUAGAUGUGUGGGAGGUUGGAAGUCAAAGCCGUUCGGUGAUCGACAAGUGAUCCCGUUUUCCCACGUGUGGAACAACAGUAAUUCUACGCUGCACUGUAGCUUUACUCUCAGUCGGACGGAACACGACAAGUGUGAUUUUAAGAUUGAUGUUCAAGCGAUUCAGGAAAACAGUGGAUUCAGCAUUGCACCGUCCUGUUUGAGUAUAUCGUCGUUUACGCCUCUCUCGAAAGAUGGCAGCAACUGUCAACAUUCGUCAAGUUCCUUCGAAACGAUGACCAUCUGCAGUGUAGGUUCGAAUUCUGCGACCGGCGAGCACAACGUAAUCAACACUGACAAAUUCCGCCUAACGAAACUGGUGAAGAAGAAGCUGUGCAAAUGCUUAGAUCCACCCACACAAAAGGGCAACGACUGGCGCAUGCUGGCGGCUCAUCUGAAUGUGGAUCGCUAUCUGGCCUAUUUUGCAACGAAACCCUCGCCCACCGACCAGAUCCUGGACCUGUGGGAGUGCCGAAACCGCGAUUUGAAUGCCGUUUGCAAUCUGAUCGAAAUCUGCCGGAAUAUGGGCCGUCACGACGCUGUUAGCAUACUACAAGAGAUUCAAACGCCUUCCUGGCUGUAGGUCAUUAACGUAAUAAGCAGCAGUAAAUUCCUACCGUAACCGUAAAGGCGCUUUUCAGUUAGCGGAUAAAUUUUUGUUUCGUUUCGUCCUUCAGAAGUUUGUUUUCCCGAAGUUAGAAGUUGCUUGAAUUUAAAACAUAACAUUGAUUUGUUGAAACAUUUCUAAUCAACCCAUCAGCCACCGAUGCCAAUAAAAUUGCACCGUGGGCGGUUGGCACGUGAUUGCUUUCUUUCAUGACGCUAUGCUUUGCCGCACACUGAAAGACCGGUAGCCGCCCCAUUAUCAAUGCAUAGGAUCGGAUCGGCAAAAGGCAACUCGCCGCAAGAUGCACUUCUAGACACGUAUAUAGGUCAAGUCAAUCUUUAUAAAUAUUUAUAAAUCGUUAUCUCUAUCGGACUCGGUUUGAAUUCCCUUCUCUCAUCAUCAACUGAGUGCUUAUUCUUGCAAUGGCAAUGUGUACUCUGUAACACUCGAUCCCUGGUUGCCGGUCGUUUGUUCGGUUUUCGCUUUAAGUCGAUAAUAUAGCCGCCAACGAUUCCAGCUAUAUAAUAUUAUUCCAUUGCCAACGAGAGCAACUUGGUUAGUCGAACGCCAGCGGAAUCAACUGUUAUUAUUUAAAUUAGUAUUAUUCCCAGUCGAUGGUUUUCUGUAGCCCUAAGGGCAAUGAAACCGCGUUGGGCAAUAUAGUUUAUCAGUUUACAAUUGGCGUAGUCAAAAUUCAUGCAAUCUAUCUACCUGAUGUUUCAGUUCGCCGGUUUUACUUUACCUAACUGCGUAAAUGCCAGGUCGAAAGCACUAAGGCGAUGUAAUAAAUAGUUAACGUGACUCCCUGAUUCGCGGACGCGAUUCGAACCAAUUACAGUAGUACAGCUCGAAUCAGUGGAGACAUCAUAGCAGAGAUCGGUAUAAACCUUUGCAGAAUUAAUCGACUGAAUGUCGAUUAUAUUCCCAGUUCCAGAAGUCUAACAAUUCAAACCCUGUUUAGACCGACACGACUUCCAGUUGGUUUGAAUCAUUUAGGUUUUCCGAUGAAACUUUCAAAUAUAUACGUUUAGCAUUUUAACAUUUCUUAGUAGUUCAUCGAACAUUACCUUAUUAAAUAUUUUCCAUUCAUUUCUAGCUAAGCCCCUAAACUGUUUCUAGUUUUGUCACGUAAUUUCAAAACAAAGUUCUCUAAAAUCUCAAACAAGAAAAUAAAUGUAAAAUUUAUUGUAUGCAAAUAACGUCGAAUAAAACCGGUUCAGAAAAAAACGAAAAUGAAGAGUUAACCAAGACUGAAAUUGUAAAUAAACAUGAAAUAGGCACAUUUGUGAGCAACAAGCAUUAACCAAUCAAUUUCUACUAAUCGAAGCAGACGAAACGAAGCAACUGUAACUUGCAGAUAAAACUAACUACACCAAAUGUAAUUGGUAUAGAAAUUACCAAUCGGAAAAGCAACUAUUCUAUAGAUCUUGACUGUAGUUGAAAACGGACUGACCGUGGAUGCUAUUCUGUAUUCUUUGUACUCGUUUUAGACCUAAUUCUAUUUGUUGUUUAUGUAAAUAAAUUAUCCACGUAAGUUAAGUACUUUCCGAUUACAAGAAAAUCAAGGUGAUAAUUUAAUAUGUUUGAACAUUUCUUUUACUGCUUUAAAAAUCUGAAAGGAUUUACGGAUGAAUUUAAAAAUUAUUUAAAAAAUAAUUAACGAACUUACUGAAAUGCCUUCUACUUGAACGUACGCUAUAAGUUGAAUUAUUUGUCAGAAAAAAAUAAGGAUCCUACUAAAGCCCUGUCUAACAAUUUCAAAUUGAAAUUUAUCGUACUAUUUCGGUUGUAGUUUUUAAGAAGCCCGUUUUUACUGUUUGUGUGUGUAGAACUACUUUGUCUAAUCACUUCCCCAUGGUGUUAAAAUUACUGCUAAACUACUUCUCUUCAAAUACUAAACACUAAACAUCACUGUAUGGCAAAGCUAAUCGUUGAAACCUACAAAUGAAAAAUGACCACAUUUUGACCCUUUCCGCAACUGUCCACCAUAAUGGGAAAAGUGCCAACCAACAAAAAAAAAGAUGCGAUGAAAUCGCACAAAACUUCACCAAAUUUUAUGAUCAACAACCGAACUGCCAUCAAUUAUCCGCCAGAUCCGGAUUCUGUUUGCGAAUCGCACGGAUUGCUGAACAGAAGAUAAAAUAUUUGAAAUCAGCAAACAAUUAGUCAGCCGCGCACCAUUGUAGAUUAUGGUCAACAUUUAUAUACAUUUUUAAACAAACUCCCAGCGAGAGCCACGAGGCGGGCGGAAACCGCGAACAGCGUAUUUCUGUGGAAACAACCAACCAACCAACCAAGCGCAACUAGCGAUACCCCCAACGGAAAUGUUGUCAAUGCAAACUGUGAAAUUUAUGUUGGCCAAUUCUGUAAAUAAAGCGACCAUCCGUGCAAAUUUGUAUCUAUUUUAUUGAUGAUGCUGUAGAGGGAAAGUAAAAAAAACACGUAAUCAUAACCUAACUAACACCGGAUGAGAGUCAUAAAUGAAACGGAACUACUGUAGUCAGCGAUAUUGUCAAAUGGAACCAAAAUGCCACAUUACUGCCCGCCGGAAGUGUGCCAGAAUGGGAAAAAUGCAACUUGUUUCAGAAAUUCAGACUGCCACAAGCAAAGUUUAGGGUGAAUGAAUUUAUUUUACGGAGUGAAAAACCUAACAGUAACCAUUAGUUAUCCAUUAACAAUAACCACAACUGAAAUGAAACAAAAAACAAACCGAACUGUGAAAACAACAAGCUACACUAGACACUGUACUGAAAUUCAAUGGAGUUUAAAAAUUUAAAAAAAAGCAGCAAAACCAACCAACAGCGAUGUGCAUUUAUGUAACGCAGAACCUAUACAUGCAGAAUUUUAUGUGUAAGAAGUAUCACAAAUAUCCUAUUAAUAUCGCAGAUAAUAAAAAAAAACAGUUCGGUAUCGUCCGCCGAACCGAAAUACUAACGGAAUAGUAAUGCAGUGUAAUCGAAAAUGUUUAGAGUUAUUCAUAUGUAGCAGCUGAAGAAUAAGUUGUGUAUUUAGUGAAAGCGAGCAGUGUAGAUAUUUUACAUGUGUAAUAAAUUUAUGUAUAGAAUUUAAGGUUACGAAAUUGAUAUAUUAUACAUCUACGGAAUUAUAUAUUUGUUAUAAAAUAUAACCUGAAUUAUACCAGAAAAA